CUUACUGUCUCUUUUGAGCCAAUGGUGAGGCAGCGUGUUGGUCAGUGAGGUAAAAGAGUAAAGCGGCUUCCUAUUGGAUAGGUGGUGAGCGGGUUAGAAGCCUGGCAAGAUGGCGGACAGAGCGGCGGUGGAUAUCAGCAAAUUGAAGUUGACUGAGUUGAGACAAGAAUGUGCUUCAAGGGAGCUGGAUACUAAAGGAAACAAGCAAGAUCUCAUCCAGCGACUGCAGGCUUACCUGGAAGAACAUGCUGAGGAAGAAGUGAAUGAAGAAGAUGUUCUAGCAGAAGAUACUGAGGAGGAGGAACAACAGCAGCAGAAGGUCGAGCCAGAAGUUCAAAGUCAAACUGUUGCUAUCAAAGAACCAGAAGAAGUUACAGCAAAGAAGUUGGUUAAAAUAGUGGCACCAAUGACAGAGAGUGAGAGGCUAAAGAAAAGAGCAGAACGGUUCAAUGUACCAGGGACAGCAGAGAGUAAGAAAGCUGCUCGUGCUGCACGGUUUGGUUUGCCUGUUGCAACAAAAGGUACUCCAGGAACUAUCAAAACUACGAUCAGUGCUGAAAAAUUGAGGGAGCGAGCUGAAAGAUUUGGUAUGAAUGUCUCAUCACUCUCAAAAAAGACUGAAGAUGAUGAAAAAAUGAAAAAGAGAAAGGAGCGAUUUGGAAUUGUGACCAGUUCAGCGGGAGGCGGGGAUGAUGUUGAGGCAAAGAAGAGGAAAAGAGCAGAACGUUUUGGAAUUGUCUGAUAACACCAUGCUUUUUUUUUUACCAAGAAUAUUUUAAAUGUGUAUCAAGUAGAUUUUUUUUCUAGGAUACUUUUUAAACUGAAAUGUGCUUUAUUUCCCUAUUGUGUAUCAGUUUGCAGUAAUGGAUGUUUGCAAGGUGUCAGAAAUUAGAUGACUUAUUUAAUUAAAACAGCUAGAAUGUACAGUUGCAUCAGGAAUAAGAUGCUGAGAUAACAAGGAGCGCAAGUCACUGCUGCAGGCUGGAGAUAAUCUUAGUGGAACUUUAUGCAGGUACUGUACAACCAAGUGAGACUUGAUUAAAUAAUUAAAAAACAUUGUGUCUUUGUUAAACGUU
Messenger RNA from Chiloscyllium plagiosum (whitespotted bambooshark), 1076 nucleotides. It is a transcript of the gene sarnp, whose product is annotated as SAP domain containing ribonucleoprotein. Gene Ontology annotation, biological process: poly(A)+ mRNA export from nucleus. NCBI's taxonomy places the organism in Eukaryota, Metazoa, Chordata, Chondrichthyes, Orectolobiformes, Hemiscylliidae. The record is from RefSeq and is a predicted model, not a curated record. Gene Ontology annotation, cellular component: nucleus.